AUGUAUAAUGCUCGGUCAUUACCUCAUACUUUAAAAACUUUUCUACAAUUCAGUCCUACAAGGAAUUUUUCAAUAUCGUUGAAUUCCGGACUUAAAGUUCCAAACACAAAAAAUGCCAUUUCUAAAUAUUUCCUAUCGCGACAAAACAGGAAAAUUCAAACUCUUGAUUUUUGUGGGGUGAAAGAAAAAAUACAUGAAAGUUCAGAUUGGCCAAAAGAAAAGUAUCAAAAGUUUUUCAAAAACGAUACUAUUGCUAUGAUUGGUUAUGGAUCUCAAGGAAGUGGGCAAAGUUUGAAUGUAAGGGAUAAUGGAUUAAAUGUGAUUGUUGGUGUGAGGGAAGGAGGCAGAAGUUGGAAUGAAGCCAUGAAAGAUGGUUGGACACCUGGAAAGGAUCUUUUUUCAAUUAAUGAUGCUCUCGCAAGAGGAAAUAUUAUUAACAAUCUCCUUUCUGAUGCAGCCCAAAAAGAGCUUUGGCCCCAAUUCAUCAAGCAUUUGACAAAGGGAAAGACUUUAUGCUUUUGUCAUGGGUUUUCAAUAGUUUUUAAAGAGUAUACAAAUGUCAUCCCGCCAACAGAUAUCGAUGUAAUCAUGGUAGCGCCAAAAGGUUCUGGAAAAACUCUUCGUUCACAUUUUCUUAAUGGUCGUGGGAUGAAUUCAUCUAUUGCUAUAUUCCAAGAUGUAACAGGUAAUGCUACAGACAAGGCAGUAGCACUUGGUAUAGCUAUCGGUUCUGCAUACUUGUACGAAACCACUUUUCAAAGAGAGGUUUUUGCUGAUCUUGUCGGAGAACGAGGUGUACUUUUGGGCGCGAUCCAAGGUUUAUUUCUUGCUCAAUAUGAGGUGUUGCGAGCUCAUGGACAUCCUCCUUCUGAAGCUUUCAAUGAAACUGUUGAAGAGGCUACCCAAUCUCUGUAUCCCUUAAUUGGUCAAAAUGGCAUGGACUGGAUGUAUGAUGCCUGUUCGACGACAGCGCGACGUGGUGCACUCGAUUGGUAUAAACAUUUUCACGAUGCCAUCAAACCGGUCUUUGAGAAAUUGUACUCUGCUGUUGCUAAUGGAUCUGAAACACGCCGAGUGUUAGAAAAGAACUCUUCACCUACGUAUGCAGAAGAUUUAGAAGAAGAAUUAAAAGAAAUUAGAGAAAGCGAAAUUUGGAAGACUGGUAGGAUUGUACGAGAACUUCGUCCUGAAAGAAAAAAGUGA
Molecule: messenger RNA, 1203 nt
Organism: Cetraspora pellucida
Lineage: Eukaryota; Fungi; Glomeromycota; Glomeromycetes; Diversisporales; Gigasporaceae
Source: the annotation of a GenBank genome assembly